UACUGCGACACCAUCCCCGUGACGUCAAACCUGCGCGACUGGAAGCAAGCAGCAUGGUAUCCAGUUGUCCGGCUGAACUGUCGUGUUAAGAAGUCCCAGUCGAGGUUCAUUAAGUUUUUCUACCUUAACAACAACAUGGACACGAGCGAGGCGAACGACGACACUUUGGGAAUAGAGGUCAUUCUUCCAGACGGCGGCAAACCGGCGCCAUGUUGUCCGCACGGUCCAACCUUGCUGUUCGAGAAAGUUGGCAAAGGAGGAGAGAAAGGCCGGAGGUUCUACGCCUGCUCCGCCUGCAGGGACAGAAAAGACUGCAAGUUUUUCCAGUGGGAGGAUGAGAAGGUGUCGGAGGCCAGAGUUUUGGCCAGAGAGGCAGAGAACCAGUCAAAGAGACCUCCGUUCACACAGCAGGAGUACUGUAAGAGGUUCCGAAAGUUCGCCUCCCUCCCUCUGGAUGAGAAGAAGUUCUGUCAGGAUUGUCAGAUUCUGCUCCUUCCGGCGGAGCGCGAGGCUCACUCCUCUCACAGAUCCACGGCUGUCACCGCAGCUCAGCUGAGGAGGCCCAGCGCAAUGCUCCGUCCUCUGGACAACAAGAAGAGCAACGCCCAGUACCUGUUCACCGACCGCAGCUCCCACUUCCUGCUGGACACCCUGGCCGCUCUGGGAUACAAGAGGGUGCUGUGUGUGGGCACGCCCAGACUGCAGGAGCUGAUCAAGCUGCGGAACCUGGAGCAAAGCCAUGAGCCGAUGAAGAGUCUCCUGCUGGACAUCGACUUCAGAUACGCUCAGUUCUACAGCCGGGAUGAAUUCUGUCACUACAACAUGUUUAACCAUCACUUCUUUGAUGGGGAGGCUUCCAGCGCCAUCCUGCAGGCCUUCCUCACAGAGGCCGAUGGAGAGAAGGUGGUGAUGGUGGCUGACCCUCCAUUCGGCGGUCUGGUGAAGCCUCUGGCCAAUAGUUUCUCGUUGAUCUCACAGACAUGGGGGAAGCUGCAGAGUUCUGACAACAGUAACUCGGACAUGCCCAUGAUGUGGAUCUUCCCAUAUUUCUUUGAGCCUCGCAUCUUAGAAUGUUUCCCAUCAUUCACCAUGCUGGACUACCAGGUGGACUAUGACAACCAUCCUCUGUACAAACACGGGAAGACAGGCAGGAAGCAGUCUCCAGUCAGACUCUUCACUAAUAUCUCACCCCGAGACGUCGUUCUGCCCAAAGAGGAGGGCUACAGGUUUUGCUCUGUAUGUCAGAGAUUCGUCUGGUCCCUCAACAGGCACUGUACUAAAUGCAACGUCUGCCCAUCCAAGGAUGGCCGAGAAUGGAAACACUGCUCAGUGUGUGAGAAAUGUGUCAAACCAUCGUGGAGACACUGCCAGUCCUGCAGCCGCUGUGCCCUCCCAGACCACCUGUGUGGGCUGACUGAAGGAAAGGAGGGCUGCUUCAACUGUGGCAGCCUGAAGCACAAACGCAAAGCCUGCCCCGUCAAAGACACACACAGGGUCAGCAGGCAUCGGCCCGGUGCUAAGAGUGGAGCAAAAAAUGUAUCUCAUCGUCACGUCUUCAAGGCUAAAGGCAAGAGGAAGUCAGGAGCAGCUCGCAGAGCGAAGAAGAUGGCUGCUCUAUCCGUGUGACCUCCACGUUCAUGCAGUAUUUUGUCAGCUGUGCAAUCUUAAGGAAAGAGGUUCAACUCAAAGGACUGUUCUUAAAAGUGUUGACAGUUGUAGAAUAAUAAAAGUAAUAUGAAAAGAC
This is a messenger RNA of Larimichthys crocea (large yellow croaker), 1744 nucleotides long. It is a transcript of the gene zcchc4, whose product is annotated as zinc finger, CCHC domain containing 4. The record is from RefSeq and is a predicted model, not a curated record. Gene Ontology annotation, cellular component: cytoplasm; nucleolus. Lineage: Eukaryota; Metazoa; Chordata; Actinopteri; Sciaenidae. Bases 136 to 1626 code for a protein of 496 amino acids. Gene Ontology annotation, biological process: rRNA methylation. Gene Ontology annotation, molecular function: zinc ion binding; rRNA (adenine-N6-)-methyltransferase activity. The transcript has 13 exons.